Molecule: messenger RNA, 210 nt
Organism: Colletotrichum graminicola M1.001
Lineage: Eukaryota; Fungi; Ascomycota; Sordariomycetes; Glomerellales; Glomerellaceae
Exons: 3
Coding region: 1-210 (69 amino acids)
Source: RefSeq, a predicted model, not a curated record
AUGGACUCCGGAAAGACCUCUAACGCUCCCAUUUCUCCUACCAGCCGCAGACGCAGUUCUGGCACCCUCUUCCAAGGCCUAAUGGACCAGAAACGUCACGAAGGCACUGCCGCCCGCAGACAGUCCAUGACUGACUCAAAGCCCCCACCUGGUUUCUUGGGCCAGAUGUGGCAUAACUGGACCCGUGGCCCAAUCAGCCCCCCGAAAUAA